Molecule: messenger RNA, 1819 nt
Organism: Culicoides brevitarsis
Lineage: Eukaryota; Metazoa; Arthropoda; Insecta; Diptera; Ceratopogonidae
Product: venom acid phosphatase Acph-1-like
Exons: 4
Coding region: 221-1567 (448 amino acids)
Biological process (GO): dephosphorylation
Molecular function (GO): phosphatase activity
Source: RefSeq, a predicted model, not a curated record
UGUGAGACAAACAAGCAAAAGAUAAAUAAAAGUAAAAGCGAAUUAGUCACCGGUAGAAUUAAAAUUUUUAUAAUUUGACAAAAUUUCAUUUAAAAAAGUGAUACGUGAUGAAUUGAAGAAGAAAAAAAUAUAAAUUUCUUGUUUUGCCAAGUGUUAAUGAAUCAAAUAUUUACAAAUAUCGCUAAAAUAUUUAUUUUUGACAUGGAAAUUUUUCCGUAAUAUGGAUAAACGAGAUACAAUUGUUCAAACAGAGCGAUUGCUAGAAAAAAACAAAGUAUAUGAACUGCCUCGUGUCUCAAUGCGGAAAAACCGAAAAAACAGUCUCGCAUUUAAUUGGACAACACGUAGCGGUCGUUCGAAGAAGCUAAUUUUGAUUACAGCCAUCAUGUUGAUUUCCAUUGUGGCAAUUACGCUCUUUUUGACGCUUGCGAGCGGAGUUCCUGUUCCAUCGGGUCCCUGUGACUAUUGUACCACGCACAAAGGUCCGCAUAUGCAUCCAGAUGAGGAAUUGAGAAUGGUUCAUAUGGUUUUGAGACACGGAGCUCGUACAAUUGUCGAUACUUACCCGAAAGAUCCUCACUAUAAUCACACUUUUUAUCCUUAUGGACGAGGACAAUUGACGAAUGAAGGUAAAAAGACGUUGUUCGAAAUUGGACUUUGGGCUCGUAAGCGUUACGGAAAGUUGUUGGGAGACACUUAUCAAGAUAGCGCCAUCCAUGCACAAAGUACGGGAGUUACGAGAACUCAAAUGUCGAUAGCUUUAGUCCUCGCAGGCCUUUGGGAGCCAAAAGGAACGACACUUGAGUGGAAUAAAAAAUUAAAUUGGCUUCCGAUUCCUUAUUCUUACGAAGAACUCGAAAAAGAUACGCUACUUCUUGUUCGCACAUCAUGUCCUCGUUAUUCGGAAGAGCUCGCAAACGUACUUAAAUCCGGCGAAAUUCUCGAAAUAAUUGAACGCAGUCAAACCCUCUUCGAAGAAUUGCACAAUAUCACGGGAAAUAACUUCAAAACGCCCGACGACAUCCAAGAUUUGUACAGUACCUUGAAAGCCGAGCAUGAAUUCGGUCUCGUACUUCCCGAAUUUAUUCGUGAUUACUUCCCACAUCGCUUGCAAGAACUCACCGAUCUCAGUUACAUCGUCAACGUUUACAAUGACGAGCUGAAAAAAAUCAAGGGAGGUCCAUUCCUCAAAAAAACCCUCAACGAAUGGAAAUUACGUGCUGCCAACAAUACCGAUGUCAAAAAAAUGUAUUUGUAUGUGGGACAUGAUGCCACCGUUGUUAACGUUAUGUCUGCUUUUAACGUUUGGGCGCCACAAUUCCCCGAUUAUGCAACAACUGGCGUCUUUGAGCUGUACCAAAAUAAGAAAACGGGAGUUUGGGGCGUGCAAAUUUUGUUGAACAAAAAUGACGCUGGCACGCAAUUACUCAAUAUUCCUGGCUGUGAAAACCCUUGUCCAUUGGAUAAAUUGGAAACUUUGUUGGCAAAUCAUAUUCCGGGAGAUAUGGCGGAAGAAUGCAAACCUUUGCAAGAAGGAUUUACUGAUGCGCCAAACCGAGGACCUUAAAAAAGUUGUAAAUUGUUUAAAAAUUGACUAUUUCUAAGUUCUCGUAAUAAUGAGGACAUUUUCUCAAAAAAAAAAAAAAUUUUUUAAGUUUAAUAAUUUUUUUUUAUCUAAAAUAAAAAAAUAAACAUUUUCUGUUAUAAAGUUCAAAAACUCUUGUAAAAAUGUCUCGAUUUUUUUUAAUUUUAAAAAAUCUUCUAACUAAAAAAUAAAUAUUCUUUGAAAAACAUAUUUUUGAAAGAAAUUCACAAAAUG